This is a messenger RNA of Glarea lozoyensis ATCC 20868, 1131 nucleotides long. Its product is annotated as S-adenosyl-L-methionine-dependent methyltransferase. The coding region runs from base 1 to 1131 and encodes 376 amino acids. The transcript has 7 exons. Lineage: Eukaryota; Fungi; Ascomycota; Leotiomycetes; Helotiales; Helotiaceae. The record is from RefSeq and is a predicted model, not a curated record.
AUGAAUUUUAAGGCUGAUGAAGAGAAGAUGCCAUGUGUAACGCAAACAGAAGACGAGCUGGUAGUAUCCGAGCCUGCGACAGUGGAAAACAGAUAUUUGUUGUCAAGAGGUUACUCGUCGAACAUAAGGGUAAACACUCAGCACUAUCUCUGGAAGGAAGGGCUGUACCUCCUCCAUCCAAGCAUCCCAAUUAAUGGAGAGAAUCUAAGGGUGGCAGAGAUAGGUGUUGGGACUGGUAUCUGGCUCUCCGAAAUGGCUCGGAUCCUCCCUGGUUCAGCACAAUUAGAUGGGUUCGACGUCAGUCAUGCACAAUGCCCGCCAAGCAAAUUCCUUCCCUCAAACGUCUCUCUCUACAUCCACAACUGUCUUGAGGAUCCUCCAAGUGAUUUGCUUGAACAAUAUGACAUUAUUCAUAUCCAAAUGUUCAACUCGGUUGUCGAGAACAACGAUCCCGAGCCUGUUGUCCGCAAUAUGGUGAAGAUGCUCAAGCCCGGAGGUUAUAUCUCUUGGAGUGAAUUUGAUUUUGCGACAUGGAAAACCAUUAGUAGCACAGGGGACAAGCCGAGCGACUCUCUAGACAGGCUUCUAUGGUACAAUGCAACGGCCGGCAACACGAAGCCAGUAAACUUUCUGGCUACACACUGGCCUCUUGAGCUCCCUGAAAUCUACGCUAGAAACAACCUCUCGGAAAUAGUGACGGAGCGAGCACCGUUUGCCACAGAUGUAGCAGCUUACAUGCUUGACACUUUCUUGCUUGCCGCAGAAGAAUUGAGCUUCAACGUACUGGAUCAUCUUGGGGGUGGCCAGGGUGAUGUGGCCAGAGAUUUGAUUAAGCAGGUCGAAAGAGAGAGAAGAGACAUCACUAUUCAAUUAGAUAGAUUGAUUGCUGUUGGGAGAAGGAGCCGCCGUAAAUUGAUCCUUCAUAUCUACCCAACAGCGUUCCCCGUCUUCCCCAGGUGCAAAAUACCUAAGAAGAAAGUAAAUAUAAAUAAAGCCGCUCCUAGGAGGGUAUCGAAAGCGGCGGUAGAGACUAGAACCCGUAAGCUGUCUAGGAAGGCGCUUAAGGUACUUAAGAAUAAGGGUUAUAAUAAGGUCGAGGAACCUAGCUUAAAUAAUAAAGAUACUAUAUAG